Molecule: messenger RNA, 5903 nt
Organism: Cataglyphis hispanica
Lineage: Eukaryota; Metazoa; Arthropoda; Insecta; Hymenoptera; Formicidae
Gene: SLO2
Product: potassium channel subfamily T member 2
Exons: 23
Coding region: 447-4904 (1485 amino acids)
Biological process (GO): potassium ion transport
Cellular component (GO): membrane
Molecular function (GO): intracellular sodium-activated potassium channel activity
Source: RefSeq, a predicted model, not a curated record
CGCGUUUUGUACGUGCGACGAAACACGUGCGGCGUUAUAACUUCCACUUGAUCGAACGAAAUUUCGCGUGGCGAUUUCAAAAUCUCUAGAUUGACGAGAUGAAUUUAGCGUGCUGUGAUUAGCGUUACAGCGACAAUUUCCGGAGGAUAUCCGAUACGUUUUUCAUGAACGUGAUAUGGAAACUAAACGCGUGAAAAGUUACAUCCGGUAUAGAUUUGUGAAUUGUGGUGUUUCUUUUUUUUUUUUAUAUCCGCUGCUGCAGUAUCUUGCGGAUUUUUAUGACGUAGUUCCUGGAGUGGUUUAUGAUUGGUGGUUGAACUUUUAAAUCUGGAUACACAUGUCAUCGGUGAUUGAAUGGAAAGUGACCUCCCUUGUGAUCUUCGUCAUGAAGAAUAAGAAAUCUAUGUGAAAUAAUUCAUUGAAUAACUUUAAGAGAUAUUUGCAACAUGAAUGAGCCUGAUCCUUGUCUGCCUCUUCUUCUGCCGCCGAGGUAUCGACUUCGCGAUCUUAUUUUGGGCGAUUAUGCUUUCAACGAUGAUGGCGAACGAGUUCGCGUGGAGUAUUAUGUGAAUGAAAACACAUUCAAGGAACGGCUUCAGCUGUAUUUCAUCAAGAAUCAACGUUCGAGUUUGAGGAUACGACUUGCUAAUCUCUUCUUCAAAUUGCUAACAUGCUUCUUGUAUAUAUUCAGGGUUAUUACCGACAGCGACCCAACGUUCGCAGCAUGUUACGGUUGCAUACCUGGCAACAAGACCGAGUUCCUCGCCUCGCAAAACUUGACGGAGGAGGAGUUCCAGGACCACCCGACCAUCAAUUGGGACGCAAUUCUCUGGGUCAGAAGACCCCUAGAGCUGUGGAUAGUUCAAGUGAUUUUGGCGAUGGUGUCGUUAACUGAGGCCUUACUACUCGCUUACCUCGGUUACAAGGGAAAUGUCUGGCAGCAGCUUCUAUCCUUUCACUUCAUCCUGGAAUUGGUCAACACAAUCCCAUUCACAAUAACGUUAUUAUACCCACCAAUGAGAAAUUUGUUUAUUCCGGUGUUCCUAAAUUGCUGGUUGGCGAAACACUCCCUGGAGAAUAUGUUCAACGAUCUACACAGGGCGAUGCAAAAGUCCCAAUCGGCGUUGAGUCAGCAGCUGAUGAUCCUUAGUGCUACGUUACUGUGCCUUGUCUUUACUAGCGUAUGCGGGAUUCAGCACUUCCAAAGAGCGGGGCACAGACAUUUGAAUCUAUUUCAAAGCACGUACUACGUAGUAGUGACAUUUUCCACGGUAGGCUACGGAGAUUUCGUGCCGGACAUUUGGCCUUCGCAACUUUACAUGGUCAUUAUGAUCUGCGUAGCGCUCAUAGUGUUACCAACGCAGUUCGAACAGUUAGCUUUUACGUGGAUGGAGCGUCAGAAGCUGGGCGGCUCGUAUUCGUCGCACAGAGCGCAGAGCGAGAAGCACGUGGUAGUUUGCAGUACGACGUUACAGGCCGACACUAUCAUGGACUUUCUAAAUGAGUUUUACGCCCACCCUCUGCUGCAGGAUUAUUACGUGGUGCUACUGUCACCGAUGGAGCUUGAUACCACAAUGCGAAUGAUCCUGCAAGUGCCGAUUUGGGCACAGAGGGUGAUUUACAUACAGGGCUCGUGCUUAAAGGAUGGCGAUCUCGCAAGAGCGAGAAUGAACGAGGCGGAAGCCUGCUUCGUGUUGGCAGCGAGAAAUUAUGCCGACAAGACCGCUGCUGACGAGCACACGAUACUGAGAUCGUGGGCGGUGAAAGAUUUCGCGCCUAGUGUUCCUCAGUAUGUUCAAAUCUUCCGUCCGGAAAACAAGCUCCACGUGAAGUUCGCGGAACACGUGGUAUGUGAGGAUGAAUUUAAAUACGCUCUAUUGGCAAACAAUUGCACAUGUCCCGGUGCAUCGACGUUAGUCACUCUGUUGCUGCACACGUCCAGAGGACAAGAAGGCCAGCAGUCGCAGGAAGAGUGGCAUAGGUUGUACGGUAAAUGUUCCGGCAACGAGAUUUAUCACAUAAUUCUCGGUGACUCCCGCUUUUUCGGGGAAUACGAGGGGAAAUCUUUUACGUACGCGUCCUUCCACAGUCACCGGAAAUAUGGAGUUGCUCUUGUCGCAGUCAGGCCGGCGGAACUUCCGGAGUUUUACGAAGAUACCAUCCUGCUGAAUCCUGGGCCACGACAUAUAAUGAAAAAGACCGAUACUUGUUACUACAUGAGUAUCACGAAGGAAGAGAACUCCGCGUUCGUGGUCGCGAAUAACCAGAGCAGCAUCGCCGGCGAAGGGACGCAGAUAAUCGUCGAGACGAAGGCGGACACGACGUCCGCGAGCAACGGAUCGACGACGAGCACCACGACGACCAGCACUAUGACGGCGACCGUGAAUUCGGGGGCAACGUCGGCGACGACCACCACCACCACCACCACUACCACGACAAUAUCGACCAGCUGCACCGUCGGUGGUGGCGGCGACGGGAAUGGUACAGCAAUCAGCAACGGUGCCGAUGCGCACCGGCGAUUUUCCAACAGUUAUAACGUUGCGCUGAGCGAAACACUACGCAGGCAGGAGACCUGCACGGGGCCCCGUGCGCUCGACCGGCCGAACGGUCCUCAAGGUCACAGGGCCCCGUUGCCACAGGUUAUUUUGCAGGUUCUCCCUAGCACGCCCACACCAAUCCAACACCACAACUUACUCGCAUCCGAUGUCUAUCCGACUUAUCUCGAUCCGGGAGGAUUCGGGGACUCGAGGCAAUGCUUGAAAGAAGGAGGAUCAACACCACAAACGCCAAUCACGGGUAAUCACCUUGAUGUGCCACGAUCUCUUGAUCCGAAUCCUAAUCUACUGAGUCCAGAAAUUCUAACUCAAAGGAGAGGAAGCAGAAGACCGAGUAUUCUGCCAGUACCAGAUAUGCUGACUAGUUCGACGCUGCAUUUGCCUGGUCAGGAAUCCUUGGACCACGACGGUGACGAGUCGGAGGACGAAAUGGAUGACGAUGUUCCCUGGAGAUCGCCAAGCGAGAAAAUCGCAAUUGUCAAGGGAUUCCCGCCGGUUUCACCCUUCAUUGGAGUUUCGCCGACCUUGUGCUAUCUUCUCAAGGAGAAGAAGCCGCUCUGUUGCCUUCAGCUGGCUCAGGUAUGCCAGCAUUGCAGCUAUAGGAACGCCAAAGAAUAUAAUUGGCAAAAUAAAACCAUCAUAUUGGCGGCCGAUUACGCCAGCAAUGGGAUUUAUAACUUUAUAAUACCAUUAAGAGCACAUUUUAGGUCGAAAACAUCAUUGAAUCCGAUCAUCCUUUUGCUGGAGAGGAAACCGGAAAUCGCGUUUCUCGACGCGGUGUCCUACUUUCCGCUGGUCUAUUGGAUGCGCGGCUCCAUCGACUGCUUAGACGACCUUCUUCGGGCUGGUAUCACUUUGGCAGAGAACGUUGUGGUCGUAAACAAGGAGCUCAACAAUUCUGCCGAAGAGGAUACCCUAGCUGAUUGUAACACGAUAGUUGCGGUGCAAACUAUGUUCAAAUUCUUCCCGAGCAUAAAGAGCAUAACGGAACUGUCCCAGUCGAGUAAUAUGCGUUUCAUGCAAUUCCGGGCGCACGACAAGUACGCUUUGCAUCUCAGCAAAAUGGAAAAGGUACUCCUCAGUACUACUACCGAUGACAACUACUCCGAUGAGCCUUCGAUGGGCUCCCCGAGAGAAAAAGAGAGAGGAUCUCACAUAUCGUAUAUGUUUCGACUGCCGUUCGCCGCUGGCAGUGUCUUCAGCGCUUCGAUGUUAGACACUUUGCUCUAUCAAGCAUUCGUCAAGGAUUACGUGAUAACAUUCGUGAGAUUAUUAUUAGGAGUGGACCAAGCGCCAGGGUCUGGGUUUCUGACGUCGAUGCGUAUAACAAAGGACGACAUGUGGAUAAGGACGUAUGGCAGAUUGUAUCAGAAACUCUGCUCGACCACUUGCGAGAUACCAAUUGGAAUAUAUAGGACGCAGGACACUACCGUAUCCGAUUCGUCUCACUAUUCGGUGAGCCUCGGCGACGAGGCGCGCGACAACCACGCGCAGCAGAUCGAACGGGCGGAGAUUGCAAACCUUGUGCGCUCGCGGAUGGAAUCGCUGAAUCUACCGGUCGCCGAUUACGACGAUGUAUCGGAGAAGCGCAGCAGCCUCUCCUACGUGAUCAUCAACCCGAGCUGCGACCUGAAACUCGAGGAGGGCGAUAUCGUCUAUCUGGUGCGACCGAGCCCGUUUUCCGCGCAGAAGACGUUCGAGCGACACAACUCUCGGCGCAAGAGCAACAUCAGCUUCUGUUCGGCGCAGCUGGUGUCACAGAUGAGCGCGGCUGUCGCGGCCGCGGGUCUGCAGACAGGCGGUCCGGGAAGCCGUCGUGGAUCCAGCAUAGGUCUGGCCAGGGCGCCACCCCUCAGCACGACAAAAUCAAACUCGUUGUCUCUACCCGAUAGUCCCACCGUGGCCGGAACUCUGCGCGGUCGCUCAAACUCGUUGAGAGUGGUCGACGACAUCCUGUUGCGACGAAGUAAUUCUCUGAGACAGAGUUUGACGACGGCGGCCAGACGGAAGAGCAGUUUGGAGGAUAUCGGAUUAGGCGCGCUCUCGCACCCCUCCAAUCAUAAUCCGAUCAAGAUCGCCUUGAACGGCUCGAUCGGCCUGGAGGUGACACCGCCGGAAGAAGGUUCGCAGGGUGGCGGCGCCAGCAACACCGGCAUCCUCGACGUGGGUCUACCCUCUAUGCCCGAGCUCAACGCGGCUUUGGGGCCCAGCCUCGGAGCGGGCCUUGGUGGCUCCUUGGGUGGCCUCUACGAUCCACCCUCUCUUCAAUGCCCGAUAGGUUCGCCCUGUCAAUCCCCCCAGAUGCAAGGUGCGCAGGAUCCGCAGCAUAUACAGGGAACAAUAGUAUGAUAUAACCUUAUGUGGGGACGCAGGCUCUCCGGCGUGGCGCGAAACAAAUGGCUGUAGCGUUCCCACAUUCGGCGUUCAAGGCUGGACGUCGAGAACGGCGUCUCUACGGCAAUCGUAGCGAAUCGGUAGAGCAACAUUUUUCUGACUUGAUUAAGCCGGAUGUGAGACGGCCGGAGAGCAAGGUGUUUCGAUGAAACCAAUCACGUCGGGCUGGUGACAGUUCUGAAUGUCAAAGAAUGUUUCACAAUGUCGAGUAAAGUAAAUUGGAGCGAGAUUACCUCGGCAAGGAUUUGGCUCUAGUUUAGAACUGAUUAUAUUCCCACUUUGAUUAAUUUUCAUAUCUUUCUACACAUUACAGUUCUUAUGUAGUGAAAUAUGUAAUAUAAAAUACAAUAGAUAUAUAAAAAAAAAAUUAUUGCUGGUAUCUGCAAAAAUAAUCGAUAAAUCGAUAAAAAAAAUGUUGAUAGGAACUUGGAUUUACUUUUUUUACCUCGGUUUUUUGCCGCCAAGUUAAUAUUACUGAAAUAUUCUCGCCUCAAUUUACGGUAGUAUUGUCUUUUUCGUUUCGAGGAGGCGCGAUUCAUUACAAUUCGUGGAUCUAAGCUCUGAUAUAUCGAAUUAUAACUGUGAUAUGUCAGACUCUGAUUCCCCACGGAACAGUCUUCUACUUGAAAGGUCUUGAUGCUAUCGCAAUCAUGGAUGAAGAGUCGCGUCGAGAAUCAGUUGGAAACUAACACGCGACAAUUUGUUGUUAGUUAAAGAGAGCGAUAUAACGUUAUAUUAUGAGAGCUUCAUUUCAGUGUACUUUAUUUUUGUAACUUGUACCUGUAGCAGGCUGCGUUCUUAAAACGUUUUGCUCUCUAGGUCGCCUCUAGCGUCCUGACGUCCAUGCAUGCGACUUCAUUCAUCAGAAAGUAGAUCGCUCGAGUUAAUAUUAUAGUGCGAAAGGCAUUAAAAAAAAGGUGCAUUACAUGAUAGCUGUACAUAUAUUUUGAAUGA